AUGCCAAUCGGCGCGACGCCGCGCCCCGCGCGCGCGACCGCGGGACGCGUGCGCGUCACCGUGCGCGCGAAAGCAUCGGAUGGUGAUCGACGCGCGAAGACCGGAGAUGAGAAAGGGAAGAAGACGAAGACGAAGACGAAGACGAAGUCGACGACGGGGAAGAGGGAAGGUUCGAGCGGGACGAAGAAGAAGUCAUCGAAGGCUCGAACGCCCAAGGGAACGCCGUUCGUCGAAAAGAAGAGGAUAGCGGUGAAAGACACGUAUGUGAGCCCGAUCGGGGAGCUGGAGAGAAAGCUUCCGGGGCGCGGGGUGUGGUUUCGUAAGGGGAACGCCACGACGCAGGAUGCGCGCCCGGACGGAUUGGGAGCGAGCUCGAAGCCUUUGCUCACGCCGGGGACACAAGCGUGGUACAAGGAGUGGAAGAGACAGAGAAAGAUUGACAUUCAAAAUAAAGCUAGCAGAGAGUUGCGAAAGACGGCGCGGAAACCGGUGGAGGAUUAUGCGAAACCCGGGCAAGCGGCGGGCAAACCCUUGAGCAUCGACGAGCUCAAGUACACAGCGCUGGGGCGGGCGAAGAUACAAUCGGCACGCCAGCAUAUUGCGUACAACCGUUUUGUCCACAGCAUCUUGAAUGAAGAAAUCAAGGAGCUUUACGUGAGCGUGGAUGCAGUGGCGAGGUACGCUAUCGUGUACAAGGAUGGGCGAAUAGCGUAUUGUCAAGUGGCGCCGCACAACACUGAGGUUUACAAUCUGACGCAAAGCGUCGGAUUAGAAAUCAACCCAACGAUGGCAGAAGCAUCGAGCCAUACGUUGGCAGCCGUUGGCGAUCGCGGGGCGCAGAUUCGGACGUUUAUUGCUGGUUACGGUGUUCCUUCGUUAGGCGUUUUCUUCAUAUGGGCCAUCGUCUUUUACAUGCAACGUUUCAGAGGUGACUGGGAAGAUCGUCAAAAGAUUCUCGAGCUCGAGCGCGCUGAAGAGGCGCAGAGGCAAGCCGAAAAGGGCGAUCCGCGUAUCAACGCUUUGGUGGAAAUGUUACAGAAGAUGGAUGAGAAUGAUCCGCGACGCGACCAAGUCAAGCGCGAGAUUCGCAACCGCAAGUCUGCUAUCGCGCGUGCGAACGGCGAUAAGAAGGAUGCGGCGGCGAAGGCGGCCGAUGGAGACCAAAUGGGUGCCGCGAAUGCGUUCAUGCGAGUUGGCGUCAAG
Messenger RNA from Ostreococcus lucimarinus CCE9901, 1203 nucleotides. RefSeq lists its product with no specific name. The record is from RefSeq and is a predicted model, not a curated record. Lineage: Eukaryota; Viridiplantae; Chlorophyta; Mamiellophyceae; Mamiellales; Bathycoccaceae. The transcript has a single exon. The annotation marks the transcript as partial.